AUGACUCCUUCAAUUGCCGAAUUCGAAGCUAAAGGCUGGUUCUUGUCUCAAGAAGGCAUCGACCUUAUUGCCGCAGAAAAUGAUGCUGUAUCCACAUUAGAUGACUAUAUCGCAUGUGCUAAAGACAUGGAUCUUCGACUGUUGACUACAAAAGGAUUCAGUAAAACCGCAGAGAAACCUAGUGAAAUCCCUAGUCCACUCGUGUUGCAAGUAUUGGAAGUUCGCAAUGUUGCCAUGCCAUCUGUCAACCAAGUCGAACACCCAAGGUUGCUGAGUGUUACCUUCACUGACGGCAGCAAGAAAAAGUACAAAGGAGUGGAAGUGCUUGGGAAAGUCGAUUGCCUCAAGCUUCACACCCCUCCUGGCACGAAAUUUUUGGUUAAAAAACCAAUCGAAAUCAGGGAUCAAAUUCUUGUUUUGGGCCCUGACAUGCUGACGGAAAUUGGUGGACAUGUGCAAGAGUUGGUACAAGCUUGGAGAGCUGGAAAGCAAUUUUUGAAGCGAUAUCGAGGAAAGUCAGCUGCCAAAGACGGCGAGGAUGAAUCAGAGCAGGGCCCACCAGCAUUUGUGCCAUUCAAGGUCAAGCCACAAACUGUCGAUAAAGAACCAAAAGUGAAGAAAUCGGCGGCCUCCAAAGACAUCACCUCAACCAAGAGUGAUAAAUCGACCGAUAAGAGAGGCAAGAAAGCAAAAUCAGAUAACAAGCAGACCGACAGUAGCAAGCCAGAUGACAAGCCAGAGCAGCCAAGUGGAAAAAGAGAGCAAAAGAAGGAGAGUUCUCGAGAAAUCAAUCAGAAGAAGGAUGCUACAAAGGAGAAGAUUGAACAAACCAGAGAUGUCAACAGCAAGGCAAAGAAGGAGGAUUUCAAAUCAAAUGGGGAUACUAAAAAGGACAAGCGAAAGAGCAAGACUGAGAGAUCGGAGGAGUUCAUGGGUAAAGUUGAGAAAAAGGACAUCCCUCUUGAGAGAGUACCUCUUGAAAACGCUUCCAACAAGGCAGAGAAAGUCGAGCGACGUGAUAGAUCUAGAAAGAAGCAAGAAAAGUCUGCAGAGCAAAAAGAGGGUAGUUUACCAGCUGCCAAGACGAAAUCUCAAUCCAAACAAAACAGAGAUAGCCAGGCAGCAGCAACAGAGUCUAGUACUUCGAGCCCUGUUCCUUCAUCAGGCACAACGACACCUAUUUUAGCAGCAGAAGACAGGAAAUCUAGCAGAAAGAAGAAAUCUUCCAAAGCACCUCAGCAGCAACAAAAUGACAAACAGAUAUCAUGGGCAGAUGACAUGAUCGAAUCUACGCCUGUCAAACCAAAAGAGAAGCCAGCUAGAAAGAAAAAGUCGGCCGCAACUUCAGCAAAGGCUGAUACUACUGCUGAAUCGAAAUUAGAGGAAACUGCAACAUCCACAACAACCGCUGAAGCACCUGAAAAGAAGAAGAAGCCUAGAAAAGCAAGCGAGAAGAAGAUGGUUCUUGAAGAAGCGAAUGACUCUGAUGCAAGCAAACAAUCACAACAACAGCGAAAGAAGACAAAAAGUAAACCAGUGAAUGAUAAAGACGUGCCAACACCUCCUCCUACUUCAACGGACAAAUCAGGUGAAUCUGACAAGGACAGCAAACACAGCAACAAACCAAAAUCUAAGCGAGAGCGAAAGCCGCGAGAACGAGGACAGCGUAAAGAUGAGCAGCCCACAUCUGUAGAAACGAAAUCUUUCACUAUUUCUACUGAAAAGCCAGAGGAUGUGCAAAAUGCCAAUUCAAAAGAAGAACUAGCAACAGCACCUAAAGAGCAACACAAGGCAGCAACUUCAUCCAACUCCUCGCCUGUUGACGCAUCUAUUGUCAGCGCUACUACUACUGCUACUACUACUACUCCUGCAGAAAGUACCACACCACAAUACAGCAGUGAAAACAAUGCUAUUCCCAACAACCAUCCCACCACAGUAGAUCAGUCCUACUAUAAUGCAAACCAGCAUCAAAUGCAACAGCCCUAUUCAACGGCAGAUUACUACUAUCAUCAGCAACCUGCUUACGCUCCUAUGGUGGAUUACAACAUGAUGGUGCCUAUUGAUCCAAAUACUGGUUUACCAGCUGUUAUGUACGGCUAUCAUCCCGAUCCCCAUCAUCAACAGCAACAAUACAUGCAACCCAUGUACUACAUGGCUGGCCAGCCACAACAGCCUUACUAUAACCAUCAAGUCCAUUAUACUCAACUAUACGAUCAGGAUCAUUACGAUCAUCAUAAUCAAUAUAGACAGCAGCAACAGCAACAAAAUGGGGAUGAUAAUAACAGAAAUAGUAGUUACAGCAGUAGAGGUAGAGGUGCUAGAGGCAGAGGAAGAGGUGGUUUUAAAUAA
This is a messenger RNA of Mucor velutinosus, 2349 nucleotides long. RefSeq lists its product as uncharacterized. Lineage: Eukaryota; Fungi; Mucoromycota; Mucoromycetes; Mucorales; Mucoraceae. The transcript has 5 exons. Gene Ontology annotation, cellular component: nucleus. The coding region runs from base 1 to 2349 and encodes 782 amino acids. The record is from RefSeq and is a predicted model, not a curated record.